GCUUUUCCAGCAAAUGGAGUUACGGUUUUUGUGUACUGCAGCUCUGUGACAGUGUUCUUCACAGUAAUAAAGGUGAUCAGUUACCGUCUGCACCUUAUGUUUGAUAAAGGUGAAGUAAUUCAACAAAAGCUCUCAAGAAAAAAUGGAAAACAAUGUAAAGAUACAGAGGUUCCAAAAGGAAACACAGUUCAGCCCUCAGAUCGUAGCAAUAACACUGGGGAUAAUGGUGUCGUUGGUGAGACCAACCAAAAUGACUCUACCCAAACAAUUCAUGACAGUUCAAGGGUACAGGCUCUGGACUUGCAGAACUCACCUGGAGCAAUGGAGCUGCCAACACGGGAAACUAUUGAAGAUCUCAGAGGUGUUACGGUAUUAGAAGACCAGGCUGCAGCACCAGUUUCAUCUACCUCACCCUGUAUCAAAGCAGAUAUAUUACCUGUUUCUAUAGCCUCUGCUUCAGGUGCCACCACAUCAGCAAUAGUGAUAAAACCAGCUGCUAUGGAAACACUUUCUGGUAAUGGAAUAAAUGAAGAAGGAGGGAAUGGACAGACGUAUGGACAUCGUGGAUCCCAAGAUAUUCUUGUAGACAGAGAUGUAGCUAAAAACUUCUCCAAUAUUUCUUCAUCGCAAGGAGAUAUUUUAAGGACUGGAGUUUUUUCAGAGCCAUGGGACACUGAAAAUUCAGUUGUUUCAGAUCAUUUGAGUAAUCCUAAAUGCUACAAAAGAGAGAAAUUGCCAGAUGGAUCACCACAGACAGGCUUUACAAGUAACUGCCCACGCUGCAAUGCCAUUGCAACCAAAGAUCCCGAGCAUGUGGAAAGUUCUUGCAAUGCUGGUGAUACCCAUGAGGACCUUGAUCGCUUGGACAGUGAAACUGCUGUUGCAGUGGUGGACAACUCUCUUCCUGGAGACCAGCUGUGUGAGCCCAUUAAAAUUGUCAUCACAAUGAGUACUACACCAAACACCACCCUCAGUGACCUAGCGGGCUCUGUCCACUUAAAGGCUCUGGGAACUGAGAGAACGAGCUCUGCCCUCGAGUCUGGUAUAGUUACAGCAGGUUGGCCAAGUCAGCAAACUAAUGAGCAGCUCAGAAUCCCCGUUAUCACUUUUGACCUGUCUGAUGACAGUAAAGGUAAGGCUUGCCCAGAAGUUAGUGAAAGCGAAAGAACUCCAGAAAUUUUAAAGUUAGAGUUGUCGUCCAACCAGUGCUCUGGCUAUGAAUCGGGUGAUGCAGUAAGGGAACACAGCAACCCAGGAAAUACUCCUUUAGAAACUAACACUUGUUCAGAUCCAAAUCAGGAUAAUGCCUCUGAAAAUCUCCAGACUGUGGAUUUAACUUCUAAAGAAGACCUGCGGAACCUAGACCCGCAGUCCUGUAGAACUGCUCACGAAAAGAGGCACAUGCGGGUGCUGAGCGUAGACAGCGGGACAGAUGUGCUUUUAAGUAAGAAUUUCAUGGAGGUAUCUGACAAAGAAAAGACCUUACCAACUUCUAAAUCAGAUCUAGAAGCUAAGGAAGGACAGGUGCCCAAUGAAUCUAACUUUCUAGAGUUUGUCUCCCUCCUGGAAUCCAUUAAUACCUCAAAGAUGAAGGCAUCCAAUCAAUCCAUUGUCAAAAUGGAGACAACAAAGGAAAAUGGGCUUGUUGGAGAUAGCCAGAUGACGGAGAGAAAAGAAGAAAUGGUUGGAACAGAAAAGCACUGUGAGCAACUUCCUAAACAGGAAAGAUCAGAUGUACAAAGCCAAGAUCGUGCUAGUACUAGUCCGGUGCUACCAGAGUCUGCCAAAUUUGCAGCACUUUACCAGGGCAACAGGCAAAGGCAGAUAAUCUACCGGGUAACUUCUCAGCAAGACAGUUCUGUCUUGCAAGUAAUAAGUGGACCUGAGGCGUCUGUGCAAGAUGAGCUGUCUGUGGAUGCAAUGCACGUGUUCAUAGAUGAAAAUGGGGAAAUUAGAUCCUGUUAUUUAAAGGCUGGCCGUCAGAAGGAAGGAAAUUUUCGACAUCAGCUAUCAAACUGUGAUUGUAUUUCAAAUGCUCAGGAAAUACAGUUCAGCUCUUCUAGUACUACCACUUCAGAGAGCCAAGAACCGUCUUCCGGGGAUCAAGCAGCGAGCGCGCUUCAGCAGCAGCUCCUACUGAUGGUGGCACGAAGGACCCUUUCAGAAAGCCCACGGCAACCUAGCCAGGACCCUGAGGAUUCUUCAUGUUCUUCAGCACAAUGGAAACUGAACAGGCAGUUUUACAGAUUUAUUAUAUUCCCUGGAAGAUGGAUUAAAGUCUGGUAUGAUCGCCUUACCUUGUUGGCAUUGUUGGACAGGACAGAAGAUAUAAAGGAGAAUGUAUUUGCUGUCCUUCUGGUAGUUCUUGUUUCACUUCUUGGCUUUCUGACUCUGAAUCAAGGCUUCUGUAAAGAUAUUUGGGUUCUGUUGUUCUGUCUUGUGAUGGCCAGCUGCCAGUAUUCUCUCCUAAAGAGCGUUCAGCCUGAUCCUGCUUCACCAAUACAUGGGCACAAUAAAAUAAUAACCUACAGCAGACCUGUAUAUUUUUGUAUAUUGUGUGGCCUUAUUUUGCUGCUAGAUGCUGGAUCUAAAGACGCAAAUCCUCCAGUUUAUACAAUGUAUGGCUUGAAGCUCUUUUCGCCUAGAUCUCUCCAGUCAGCCAGAGACCACAUAAUAGUUUUUUUGUAUUGCUUUCCUGCAAUUUCUCUUCUUGGUCUUUUCCCUCAAAUCAACACCUUCUGUAUAUAUCUUUUGGAGCAAAUAGACAUGUUGCUUUUUGGCGGUUCUGCUGCUGCUGGGUUUGUAUCUGCACUAUACAGCAUUUCCCGAAGCUUUGUGGUUCUGAUUGUCCUAUACGCUUUCUGCUUCAGUGCAGUGAAGGAACCCUGGGAUGCACAACACAUUCCAGCACUGUUCUCUGCUUUCUGUGGUCUGCUAGUUGCACUUUCUUAUCACCUCAGCAGACAAAGCAGUGACCCGUCUGUACUGAUGUCUCUUAUUCAAUGCAAAUAUGUCCCUCACUAUCUACGUCAACAAUGUGAAGAUUCAUCAGCAGAUCCACUCCCAGAAAAGAUGAGAGAAUCAGUGAAAGAAAUCUUGAAAUCGGAUCUCAUUGUCUGCACAGCGGCUGCUGUUCUGUCAUUUGCUGUCAGUGCCAGUACUGUGUUUCUAUCAUUAAGGCCAUUUCUCAGCAUUGUUCUGUUUGCUUUAGCAUGGACUGUGGGAUUUGUAACACAUUACGUACUUCCUCAGCUUCGCAAGCAUCACCCCUGGCUGUGGAUUUCCCACCCCAUACUUAAAAGCAAAGAGCACCAGCAACGAGAAGUGAGAGAUGCUGCUCAUUUGAUGUGGUUUGAAAGGCUCUAUGUGUGGCUUCAGUGCUUUGAGAAAUACAUUUUGUAUCCCGCUAUAAUACUGAAUGCCCUCACCAUUGAUGCUUUCUCAAUUAGUAAAUACAAGAAGCUUGGUACACACUGUGAUAUUAUCCUGAUAACAGUUGCUGGCAUGAAACUCCUCCGCUCCUCAUUCUGUAAUCCUAUUAAUCAAUUUGUUACUUUGAGCUUUACUGUAAUCUUCUUCCGGUUUGACUAUAGAGACAUUUCAGAAAAUUUCUUGCUGGAUUUCUUCAUGAUGUCCAUCGUGUUUCAUAAGCUAUGGGACCUACUGCAGAAGUUGCAGUUCAUCAUGACGUACAUUGCUCCCUGGCAGAUUGCCUGGGGAUCAUCGUUCCAUGUUUUUGCUCAGCUCUUUGCAAUACCUCAUUCUGCCAUGCUUUUUUUUCAAACUCUGGCCACUUCGAUCUUUUCUACACCACUGAGUCCGUUUCUUGGUAGCGUCAUCUUUAUCGCAUCAUACGCAAGACCGAUCAAGUUCUGGGAGAAAAACUACAACACCAAAAGAUCGGACCAUUCCAACACCAGACUGGCAAUUCAGAUCGAAAAGGAUGCAGGAAAUGAUGACAAUAAUCUCAACUCCAUUUUUUAUGAGCAUUUGACAAGAUCUCUGCAGGAGUCUCUUUGUGGAGAUUUGAUUCUGGGCCGCUGGGGAAACUACAACACAGGAGACUGUUUUAUUUUGGCAUCAGAUUAUUUAAAUGCCUUUGUGCACUUGAUCGAAAUUGGAAAUGGCCUUGUCACCUUUCAGCUCAGAGGGCUGGAAUUUCGAGGGACGUAUUGCCAGCAGAGAGAAGUGGAAGCUAUAACAGAAGGAGAUGAAGACAAUGAAGGCUGCUGCUGUUGUAAGCCCGGGCACUUGCCUCACUUAUUAUCCUGUAAUGCAGCCUUUAACCUCCGAUGGCUGACAUGGGAAAUAACACGAACCCAGUACAUCCUGGAAGGAUACAGCAUCAUUGAUAACAACGCCGCAACAAUGCUGCAAGUGUUCGAUCUGCGGAGAAUACUUAUCAGAUACUAUAUAAAGAGUAUAAUAUACUUUACAGUAAGUUCUUCCAAAAUCUUUGACUGGAUAAAAGACGAAUCCAUCCAGAAAGUACUGCAGCCUUACGCAAAGUGGCAUUAUAUUGAACGUGACCUCGCAAUGUUUAACAUUAACAUAGAUGAAGAUUAUGUUCCGUGUCUCCAAGGCAUAACAAGAGCUAGUUUCUGCAGUGUUUAUCUGGACUGGAUUCAGUUCUGUGCUAGGAAAAGGGUGGAG
Molecule: messenger RNA, 4653 nt
Organism: Leptosomus discolor (cuckoo roller)
Lineage: Eukaryota; Metazoa; Chordata; Aves; Leptosomiformes; Leptosomidae
Source: RefSeq, a predicted model, not a curated record